Messenger RNA from Hemibagrus wyckioides, 7017 nucleotides. It is a transcript of the gene ctdspl2b, whose product is annotated as CTD (carboxy-terminal domain, RNA polymerase II, polypeptide A) small phosphatase like 2b. Lineage: Eukaryota; Metazoa; Chordata; Actinopteri; Siluriformes; Bagridae. Gene Ontology annotation, molecular function: phosphoprotein phosphatase activity. The record is from RefSeq and is a predicted model, not a curated record. The transcript is spliced from 14 exons. Bases 2950 to 4305 code for a protein of 451 amino acids.
AUACACUGUUCCACAGCAGAGCAAGAGCGACGCAGCUUCCUCCAGUUUUCUCGGCCAGAUUUCCAUGAUCUCGACGUUUGAUUGAUCGAUCAAUUGAUUGAUGGAUGGAUGUUCAUAUUUGUGCCACCGAUCCUGCUGAAUUCUGUAGAAAACCUCAGUGUCCUGUAGCCCUUGGACUUUCAACUCGUCUACUUUUUUCCUUAAGGAGCGAAACCUAAAGUAAGCAUUCUGAAUGUACUUUUAAUAACCACGAUUGUUCCGAGCUUUCCAAGUGGAUCCGGAUCUUGAAACGUAUCUCUUUACAGUUCUGUACAAACCGUUUGUUUUUCCACCUUUCCAAAGAGCAGAAUCGUAUUAGACGAGAAACCUUUUUGCUAUCACUGUGACGCGACUCGGUAGUACUGUACAUGUAGAUAUAUCGACUCAACGGCUUCAAGGAGCGCUUUGCUUGCAGUAUAAAUAGAUAUAUACUAUAUGGAGGGGUUUGUUUGCAAGUAAAUAAUGCAACUUCCACAAAAAUAAAACAAGGGUCACAGAGUUGCAGUGCUGUGAGAAAUGAAAUGUUUCUCCAUGCCAUUGUGCAAAAACAGGCUGAAUGUGUUAACCCCAGACAGUCUGGCUGAAAAACUUGUCUUGCAAGGUUCAGGCAGUCAGCUCUGGGUCUGGGUCAGCCAAACAGGGUGUGAGUCAAUUCAGUCAAGGCAUCAAGGUGUUACUCUGAACAGUUACAGGAAACAAUGUUCUCCAACAAUCAGCUUCUUCUAUACUAGCACUGCAGCUCGGGUUGCCAGGUCUUCCUUCUUGUUCAUUUUGCCGUCCAUAUUUUUGCGAUUUUUCUGACAGGUUCCUGCCAUUUUUCUUUUAAAUAUAAGAUAUUUGGACAAUAAUUGAUGCAAAAACACUUCCAAAUGAUCUAGGUAGAUGAGCUUGUUUUAUUUUUGUGGAAAUCAUGAUAUUUAUUUACAAAUUAUGCAACAAAGCCACAUGAAGUUAAAAAAAAAACAAAACUUAAAGAUCAGAAUGAAAGACUUUGUGUUGGAAGUGAGAAAACCUUAGCAGCAGUAGGCAUGAUAUCCGUGCUCCAGGUUCUCAGCAUUGCUGUAGGUGUUGUUGGAGUAACGAUGUUCAAGAGAAAGAGGAACUUCUCUACUUAACCGCCAUUCAUUCUAGAACCCUGAGAAAUGAAUGUUAUGCUUUUUUGAAACAUCUGCUUAAAAAAAGUUUACUGGUUUCUCCUCCUACAGGUUCAUGUAUAAGAAAAAGGAAUGUUCAUCCAAAAAAGUCAUAUCGCUUUAUGUAAUACACUGCAAUUUUUCACAUCUAUAAAAAAAAUUCCUGUCCCACUGUUUUACUGUGACGUGGUAUCUUUCUGUGUGGAUGGAGGGAUGGAUGGAUGAGCUGUGAAAGAUGGAUGAAAGCUAGAUGGGUGAAGGGUAGAUAAUCACAUGAAGGCUGUAAAAGUGGGAUGGAUGGCUGGAUGGAUUGAGGGGAGCUAGAUAAGUUGCAUAAAUGGAUGGAUGUUGGAUAGAUGGAUUGGAGCUAUAUAAAUUGAAUAAAGAGAAUGGUGGAUGAAUGGUUGGAAGCUAUAUAAGUUAAAAGGAUGGAUGGAUGGAUGGAUGGUCAAAAGCUGUAUAACUUGAAAGGAUGGAUGGUUAAAUGGCUGGAAGCUUUAUAAGCUUAAUAAAUGGAAGGAUAGAUGAAAAGCUAGAAGCUGUAUAAUAUGGAUGGAUAGUUGAACAGCUGGAAGCUCUAUAAGUUGAAUGGAUGGAUGGAUGGAUGGCUUGAAGCUGUAUAUGUUGGACCGGUGGUUGAAUGGCUGGAAGCUGUAUGAGAUGGACGGAGAGAUAGAUGAUUGGAUGGAUGGAAACUAUGUGCUGGAUGGAUUGUUGAAUGGUUUGAAGCUGUAUAGGAUGGAUGGAUGAACAGCUGGAAGCUGUAUAAGUUGGAUGGAUGGAUGGCUUGAAGCUGUAUAUGUUGGAAGGGUGGUUGAACUGCUGGAAGCUGUAUAAGAUGGAUGGAUGGAUCAGUGGUUUGAAGCUGUAUAGGUUGGAUGGAUGGAUAGAUGGAUGGAAGCUGCAUAUGCUGGAUGGAUUCUUUAAUGGCUUGAAGCUGUAUAACAAGGAUGGAUAGAUGAACGGUUGGAAGCUGUAUAAGAUGGAUGGAUGAAUGGUAGCUGAAUAUGCUGGAUGAAUUGUUUAAUGGCUGGAAGUGCUAUUGGAUGGAUGGAUGGAUCAGUGGCUUGAAGCUGUAUAGGAUGGAUGGAUUGAUGAAUCACUGAAGACUACAAAUUAAUGGAUGGAUGAAUGACUGAAAGCUGUGUCAUUUCAAUAAAUAAAUGGAAUCAGGGGAUGGAUGGAUGGAUGGAUGGAUGGAUGGACAUGGAUGUAGCAGAUGAAUUGUUGGAUAAAAGUAUAGCAGCUAGGAAAGGUGAACGAAUUAUAAAACUGAUUUAUUAAUCCGUCAUCUGCGUGACAACUUCAGAGACUUUGUUCUAAAAUAUAAAAAUAUAAAAGAGAAAAAUGUAUAAGCACAAUUUUCCAGUUCGACUAAAAGCGACGUCCUUCGUGUAUUUUGAAGCGGACUCUGACAGGAAUUGCACGACGGAAAGCGGUAGCGAGAAGUGGACAGGCGCAUGCGCAGACUGCUCUUUCCUUCGUCCGGGUAUUUUACAGUCCGCUGUGUGGCUGAGGAGGCGGGAAAUGGCGACUAGUGGUGCAGUGAAUAAAAACCUCGUUUAAUAACAACAAAACACAGGAAAGCGGCUUUCAAUUAAAAGAAGCCCGCAACUAGAAUUGUCUCUGCGGCAGCCAUCAAGACCCAGCCAUCACAGAAGGGCUGGUUUACGGGCUUUAACAAUUUUACUUUAUUGAUCCCAAAGGAAAUUCCAGAUGUCCAGCAGCAAUAGAGACAGUAACACAAAGACAGUAAUAGAUGUGACCGUAAAACAACAUGAAGCUGAGAGUGCGUGAGGCAUCUCAGCCGCCAAACCCGAACCCUCGCGUCCGCCGACGGGCCCGGAAACCCAAACGCAGACGCUCACGGUGCUCGCUCGAAGGAAAGGGCCUUCUGAAGACCGUCAAACAUCACGAGGCGGUGAAGAUGGUGAUGAAGAAACAUGGAGGAGCCAAGAGAAGCCGCGUGACCUGUGACCUCAUCACCUCGUCCCCUCGAGGCGCCAAUGUCUGUAGGAAAAGUGCUGGACGCAGGAGCCGCUCCGUCAACCAAGAAACCAGGAACCAUGAGGCACCUAAACAGACCAAGAGCAGCGUGAAGCUGGAGGCUGUAGAUACUUUGGACAGUCCUCCCCGAACCACCGUGCUCGGAACCGUCUUCUCUCCGGUCUUCAACUACUUCUCUCCGGCCAACAGAACAGGUUUGGACCUGCCGGGUCAGGCCAUGGAGGCAGAGGAGAUCAUAAAGCAGCUGGACAUGGAGCAGGUGGAGGAGAUGCCCAUGGGUACUGCCACAUCAGCACCGGUGCAGUGUGUCCCAAUCUACCCCAGUGCCAUGUCCCCCUACCACAACCACACGGAAGAUGAGGAAGAGGAUGCGGUCACUCAUGUUGAUCUGCCUCCUCUUACAGCUGUAGGAUAUCCCUCGGUCAGUGGUUAUGUGGAGGUUCCUGCCUGUGUCCCUGACCCGUCGUGUGAGGAGGACUGGGAGACGUUUGACCCGUAUUUCUUCAUCAAGCACAUACCUCCACUAACCGAGGAGCAGCUAACUCGUAAACCUGCACUGCCCUUAAAGACUCGCAGCACACCCGAGUUCUCCCUCGUCAUAGACCUGGACGAAACUUUAGUUCAUUGCAGUCUGAACGAGCUGGAAGAUGCAGCACUGACGUUCCCCGUGCUUUUCCAAGAUGUUAUUUACCAGGUAUAUGUACGGUUGCGGCCGUUCUUUAGAGAAUUUCUCCAGCGGAUGUCUCAGAUUUAUGAGAUCAUUCUUUUCACCGCUUCGAAGAAAGUGUACGCGGAUAAGUUGCUGAACAUCCUCGAUCCGAAGAAGCAGUUAGUUCGACACAGGUUAUUUCGUGAACAUUGCGUCUGUGUCCAGGGAAACUACAUCAAAGAUCUGAACAUUCUCGGGAGAGAUCUCUCGAAGACCAUCAUUAUUGACAACUCUCCACAAGCCUUCGCCUAUCAGCUGUCUAAUGGCAUCCCGAUCGAGAGCUGGUUUGUGGAUAAGAACGACAGCGAACUUCUCAAGCUGGUGCCUUUUCUGGAAAAGCUGGUGGAGUUGAACGAGGACGUGCGACCGCACGUACGUGAGCGCUUUCGUCUGCACGACCUGCUGCCUCCCGACUGAAGCGCGAGCCUCGGGAACCGUGGACGACUGACGAAGACGACUGAAAACCAGCCUUUCUGCUUAAAAAAAAAAAAGAAAAAAAGUUGCCUUUUUUAUUUUUUUAUUUCCUUCCUUUCUGCCGUUACAGUCCUGAAAGUCGGGAAAAAGAAAGAAGAUGAACAGGAUUUAUAAGCCAGAGUCUAGACGUGUAAUUGAGGAUGUGUGAGUCUCCAAGUCUGAGGUUAAGAAGAGGAAGAUCCUGUUUCUUUCUUUUUCCUUUUUUUUAAUUUGGUUUAAAGGGAUUAUUUUAGAUUUUUUUUUAUUUAGUUCUUUCAAACAUAUUCUACAUUAUGUAUUAUUCAGUAAUUACAGUGAAUUACAGAUAGGUAAAGUGUAUAGUUAUGACCAGACGUUUAAAUCGGGUUCAAACGCUCACUUUAAUAGGAACAACCGAACCUCUCAGUGUCUUGGGUUUGACUCAGUUCUGAGUCUGUUGUAACCCUCAGGCAGCCUCGAGGUCCGAUGUGUUCGGAGACGCUUUUCCUCUCAACACAGGCGUAAAAAGUGGUUCUUUGGGCUGCAAGGCGUUUCCGUCCACAGAACUGCACAAUGGAUGUGUUUUUGUUUCCCCUCACCGUUCUACAUAGGAACCAAGAUCAUUUAUUUUUCCCCCUUAUUCUCAAUUCUGAUUGGCUGAAACGAAUGGUUUACCAACGAGCAGCUGUAUACCGUGUUCCUAUUAAAGUGACCAGAGACAAUAAAAUAUUUUGCUGCAUUUUCAUGGAAGAGGUUAUGAGAUGUUUAAGUAUUUCACAGUCUGUAUUUUCAACACGUGUCAUUUUUUACUCCAGUUAGGAUUUCGGAGAACAAACGCCGCCCGAGGUCACUUCUUAUCGGUUUUAAAUUUUUUUUAAAUCAUGUUUUUAGGAUCAUUUCUUUGUAUUAGAUAUAUCUAUUUUUUUAAAGUCAGUGUUUAUGGUCUCUUAUGGUUUUAGUAUUCAUUUGUAAAAGAAGUGUUUUAACUGAAUGUCGAGCGCUAAAGUAGCAUGAUGGUUCGGGUUUUUGGUUUUGUUUUCUUUUCAUUUUGGCUCAAACGUAGCAUCAAUAUAUUUUUUUUUCUUUCUUUUUAUUAAGUGAAAUGAUUUGCCGACGAAACAAACGACACUUUGCUUCAACACGCUUACUCAGAAUCAGUCAAACGAGCAAAAACAACUAUAAUAGUAACGAAUCUCAUAACGAGGCUGAGAAACAUAACGUACGUUGAAUUUUCUUCUUACUAAGAUGAUUUUUUUUUUUUUUUUUUUUUAAGUUGAUGUGUGAGGGUGUAAAAGAAAAGCACUUUCUGCUUUGUUUUAUUGCCAACUUUCCUGCUUCUCUAGGGGUCCAGGAAGCAUAUCUGUGGGGUCAGUGGUUUUUAAUGAAUAAGGAAAAAUUAAUUAUUCAUCAUAAAUAAAUUCACCAUUAUAGUUAUUUUUUACAUUUUUUUUUUUUUUAAAGUUAUUUUGCAUUUUGAAUAGUGUCAGCUGGACUGUAGUAACAUUUUUAAGUAUAAGGAAAAAACUGACAGUCUGGAGAGUCUAGAGAUAAAAAACAAUAAUGUGUCAUUUUCUUUUUCUUUUUUUUCCUCUCUUCUUCUUUUAAAUAUUUGAACAAAAAAAAUAUAUUGGAGAAAAAAAAAAAUUUUGGACCCAUUAUCCAUUUGCAAUUUUUUCCCCCAUCUUCCUUGACUUUUUGUAAGGCACUUUAAAAUACAUCUAUAUAUGUAUAUACAGAAUUUAAAAAAAAUUCUGCAUUAUUUAAAAUCGAAAUUUUAAUGCAAUAAGACAGAAAAAACAGACUUGCAGUAAUUAAUAAACUAAUUCGUUAGUACAGUUAAUAAGAACUGAAUCUACAUGAGCUUUUUUUUUUUUUUUUUUUUUAAUUAUUUUUAAUUUUUAUUUUUGUCAUCGAUUCUGCUGCGUCUGCCUGAGCUCUAAAGCCUUCGUGUUUCCGUACGUGAAUAUUAAAGUUCCUGUUAAAGUCAAUUUCCUUUUUGAAAUCCUUAGUAGAAAACCAUAAAUAGCUUCUUUGUCGUAAAAUUUGUAAGAAAUAAUUGCAAAGCAAUACAGGAGGAGAAGUGAUCCCAAGGAUCCUGCUCUAUUAAAAAAAAAUAAUUAAAAGAAAAAAAUGUAAAAAAUAAUAAAAAGAAAGUUUGUACUAUUCUUUCUCAUUGAAAGAGUCCGUGAUCGGUUACAUUACAGUAUGCAAAUGGAUUUGCGUGUAUUUUUAUUAAUCCGUUGUACAAAACGGUGGCCAUUCUUUUAUUUUAUUAUUUUAAUUUUAUUUUUUUUUAUUUUUAAUCCUCCGCUGCAUGUGGUGUUGAGAUUUUUGUGCUUUAAUGCAGCUGUAAAUAUUUGCAAAAGGUUUUCAGGCACAUAAUACAAGAAUCUUCCCUUUUUACAUUUUUAUUUUAUUUUUUUUUUUGUCGGGUCAGAGAGCUGUAGCUGAAGUCGCUCAGUGACACGAAGAUCCUUGAUGUAAGCAAACUUCUUUUGUUUUUUGUUUUUUUUUUGUGCCUUUUAUCUCAAAAGAAAUUGUUCAUUUAAAAAAAAAAAGCACAUUUUUAUCUGUGUUUUUUUCCCCUCUCUCUUUCUCCUGUUACAUGUAUGUGUUUUUUUUUUGUUUGUUUGUUUGUUUUUUAAUUUAGUUAGCCCUCGACAUGCACUCAUGGCUGUAUUUUUAUUUUUUAUUUUU